Sorex araneus (European shrew) is the source of this 1666-nucleotide messenger RNA. RefSeq names its product zinc finger CCHC-type containing 9 (gene ZCCHC9). The record is from RefSeq and is a predicted model, not a curated record. Gene Ontology annotation, molecular function: zinc ion binding; nucleic acid binding. NCBI's taxonomy places the organism in Eukaryota, Metazoa, Chordata, Mammalia, Eulipotyphla, Soricidae. The coding region runs from base 386 to 1198 and encodes 270 amino acids. The transcript has 6 exons.
GCUGCUCUGGAGGAUUCUUCCUGGUAAGACGCUGCCGGCAGCGGAGGAACCCGACCCCCCAAGGUUUUCUCUGGUUCCUCGAGUUGGGCAGAGGGAUCGCCCCUGACACCUGGUGGGGCUGGAAUGCCGGGGUCGAGCCGCCCGAGCGCGAGUGCGGGAACCGGUCAGUGUCCGGCGCUGCCUGCUCCUGCCUGCUCUUGGCAGGCAGCCCCGACCGGGUCAUCCGUGCAGGGUUGAUACCCGGGACUUCCCCCUUCCAUCAGCUCCGGCCCCCCCACGGAGACUGCAUAGCAAUGAAUCUGCCCUAGUGGUCGUGGGCUCGGCUGCUCGGGUUCUGGUACCCCGACCUGCUCAAAGGCGAUCGAUUAAUAGUUAGGGUGAGACCAUGACCAGGUGGGCACGAGUUACCACGACCCAAAGCAAGAGACCUUUCUCUGCCACAUCGUGGGAGGAUUUGAAGAAAGGAGCCUCUGAGGGGAAAAGCCAAAACCUACCAAAGCGUCAACAUGAAGUCAAUAAGCUGUCCCUUAAAAAGGGUGCACCCCAAGCAAAACACAAAAAGAACAAGAAGAAAAAGGAGUAUUUAAAUGAAGACGUGAAUGGAUUCAUGGAAUACCUAAGACAAAACUCACAGAUGUCUCACAGUGGGGAGAUAAUAGCAACAGACAGUCAGGAAGUAAGGGACGAAAUAGCAGUUGCUUUAAAGAAAGAUAAUCGUCGGGAAGGAAGACGAUUAAAAAGGCAAGCAGCGAAGAAAAAUGCAAUGGUAUGCUUCCAUUGUAGACAGCCGGGCCAUGGGGUUGCAGAUUGCCCAGCUGCCCUGGAGAACCAAGAUAUGGGCACGGGAAUAUGUUACCGGUGUGGGUCCACAGAGCAUGAAAUAACCAAGUGCAAAGCAAAAGUUGACCCAGCUCUAGGUGAAUUUCCUUUUGCAAAAUGUUUUGUUUGUGGGGAAAUGGGGCACCUGUCUAGGUCCUGUCCUGAUAAUCCCAAAGGACUUUAUGCUGAUGGUGGUGGCUGCAAACUUUGUGGCUCUGUGGAACAUUUUAAGAAAGAUUGUCCUGAAAGUAAGGAUUCAGAGCGAAUGGUCACAGUUGGUCGCUGGGCGAAGGGAAUGAGUGCAGACUACGAAGAAGUUUUGGAUGUGCCCAAAGUACAGAAACCUAAAACAAAGACACCCAAAGUUGUUAACUUUUGAUAAGCAUUAUUCCUGUUGUCAGCCAUCACCUCACAGUGCCGUCCUGGACUAGGUCAACUUUACCUGUUGGAGCUGGGCUCCUGAGGAGGCCUGUAGCAGAGCUACCAGUGGGGUGUGGGGUGUGGGGGUGGUCGAUUUUCUGACUUUACCCAUCAAGGACUAUAGUCUAAAGUAGGUAGAAGAAUUUUCAAUUUGAUUCUCUGAAAGAACAUCUUUCAGAAGGAAGAACUGAGGUGUAACCAAGUGGUUAUAUACAGGAUUGUAACAAUCAACUUUUUUAAAAAACAAAAUCAGGCAUUUAUAUGAACCACCUGUAAACUAAAGGUAACUUCUUUGCAGUUGGCAAUCUUAGAGAACAUGAAUUUUUUGCCUAUAUUUUUCUGGUUCAAAGUAUUAGUUUGUUAUAACAAAUUUAUUUAUAACUUAUCAUAUAAAUCUGUAUUUGAAAAUGUUGAAUAAAAAACCUCA